AUGGCAGAUAUGUCUUCUUCAGACAGCGGCCCGGGCGUGGGUCCCGGUAACCCGCACGGGCUGCCCCCCAUGCCCGGCGCAGGCCCCUCUUCGCUCUGCGACGCUUCGCUUCUGGCUGCUUCGUCUGCUUGCCCCUCCCUCGUGAGCAACUACAUGCAGCCAUCUCAGCCUGCGCAGAUGCCAAAUGGCGGCGCCGGCGCGUCGCCUCCGCUCCCUGACUGGAUGCCGCCUGGAGGGACCGCGCCCGCAGGCUUCCCCGUGGGGAUGCCCCCCUUUGCAACUCAAGGCCCUGCGACCGGGGUCGGAGCCGGCUCGCCGACGGGGGCUUUUCUGGGCCCCUGUGUCCUUACGCAUGGGUCUCCGCCGCAGCCUGGACAGCCCGCAGCUCCGGGAGGCCUCCUAGGAGACGGCGGGAUUCCGCCGGGCUCUUCAGGGGCCCCUCCGAUGGCGGCGGCCCAGAUGGCGUCGCAGAACCCACAUCUGCUGCCCGCCUCGAUGUCGGCUCCGCAGUCUCAGAUGCAUGCGCCGCCCGCUCCGCAGUCUUCAGUCCACUCUUCCAGUUUGUCUCCGCCGUCGUCGAAUAUGUCUUCAGCCGCUGUCGGCUCGGCUGCCUUCGCGCAGCAACUGGCAGCUUUCUCAUCCUCUGUCGGGAGUAGCAGCACGAGCCACACACCCUCUCUGCCUGUCUCCUCGUCGUCUUCGCAGUUCUUGCUGCCUCAGUAUCGGCCGCCCAACCCGCCGUCUCCAUUCAGUCCCUCUGUCUCUCUGACGCCUCGAAGUGCCGGCUCCAUGCAGAAUACCCCCGGCGCUUCGGGAGCCCAGCCGCUCUUCCCUGUGGGCUCUGUCGUUCAGAACGCGAUGCCCAUGCACCCCCAAGCACCUGGGGUCGCGCCGGCUGGGAGCCCAAAUGGGCCACCUGGCCCGGGGGCGACUGGCCCCGCGCCCUUGGGGGCGGUCGCUGCGCCCGGCACCCCUGUGCCGGGAGUGGGCCCGAGCGGCGGGCCACUUGCCCCCCCAGGGGCUGGGACACCGGGCGCGAUGGGAACGCCGGUUUCAGCCCCGGGCGCCUCACAAGGAAACAUGCAGCCGAAGGCCUUCUGGGGGGCACCGUGCGCCGUUCCGGCGGUCAGCUUGCGAAACAUUGAGAUUUCAGCGACUUCGCGCAUGCACUCGAGUGUAGGUCUGUGGAGCGACGCGCGUAGGCGCCGCCCACACAAGAAGCCGCGGACUGGCGCAGAGCAAACGGGCACGCCGGCUGAGGCAGAGGCAGCGACGCCGGAGAAAGAUGCAGAGGAUGGGAAAACGGGAGGCGACAUCGUCCUCGACUGGAUAGAAAAGGAAGGUCUGGGCGGCCUUCACCGCCUUCUCGUCGAUGCCCUCCUCAUGCCGGCCCCCAAAACGACAAACGGAAGUCGCCUGGUGUCUCUGGCGGCGCGUGCGGCGCAGCUGCCGCCGGUCCCAGGCGUCGUCUACGACCCGCACCAGUACCAGUUUCUGGCGCGGUAUUUUGAGACAGAAGAGAGCGCCGUCCCCAUCACCAAGCGGUUCCCUCUGCGCCGCUGGGGAUUCUUCAAGAGCUACAGAUUCGCGUGCGACGUCGUCCAGCAGGCGGCGAGGCCGGGCGUCUUCGAGGACGGCGAGAUCGCGCCUGUCAAGGAAACGCUUCCAGGGUUUGACGGGCAGAGUCUGACUGGGCCGGAGGCGCCGCCUGAGUACUACGUGCUCCCGGACUGUCCCGACGUGAGCCUGCCGGUGAUCAAAGGGGUUUCGCGCGACAAGAAGAGUCGGCGGUGGGCGGUCUACUACAGAAACCAGCGGCGCUACUUCUACGACAGGAAGGAAGAGAAGCCGACGAAGGAGAAGAAGGAGAAAGAAGACGAAACGCCAACGGCGGCGGCGGCCUCGCUCUCGCCGCACGCGGGCGUCAAGGAGGCCUACGAGAUGGCGGUUCAGUUGCGGCGGCAACAGGUUCAGGAAGUUGAGUUGCUUCAGAUGUACGAAGAAUCCAACAGUGGCGCCAGCCAGGGCGACGACAUGACUCUUCUGCUGCCCUGCUACCAGGCCGUGCUGCUGGCGCUGCUUCACGACCUCGAAAAAAAUGUCUUGGAGGGGGGCCUCGACGAGGUGCUCGCCCGCGUCGUCGGCAUGGAGCUACCGGAGCCUGGAGCCGCGGCAGGAGCGCGGGAGACUGGCGGCGACGAGAAGACCGAAGAGGCCUCCGACUCGGGCGAAGCGAAGGACAGCGGCGCGCAGGAAGGUGAAGAGCAAGUCAAGGGAAAGGGCGAGGAGGAGGGCCAAGAAGGGCACGCCACGAAGCCCGAAGGCCCCGCGGGGGGGGGGGCAGGACAGAGGAAGGAGCCAGAGGAGCUCAAGCUGCUGCGCCAGCGCGUGGCAGAUAUCGUGGCCUCUCACCUGGUUUACAUUCAGUCGGCUGCGCUCGCGGUCGAGCUGCAUGAACACCUGGCCAUCCUCCGCGACUGCAUUCAGAAGCAAGUUCUGCCGAGUCAUCUCCCUCCCGCUGCGCGGCUGCUGCUGGUGGUGAAGUUUCUUGAGCUUCAGUUGGGCAGUCUUCGGGACGCCCUCGUGCAGAGUGGGUUCUACAGGCAGAUCCUGGUCGAUGGGACCAAGCGGCAGAAGAAGAAGUGCGACAAAGAGAAGGCCGGCGAGGGCGAGGGGGGCACAGCGACGAAAAAGUCGGAGUCCCGGCCUUGCCUUCUCCAGGGGAAGGCACAGGAGGGGGCGGCACCAUUUCGUGCGGCAGGGGGAGAGGACGCGUCUGCUCUCCCUCCUUCCGCGCCGCACACGACGUCGGGACGCGACGUCAACAUGCGGAUGACUGCACAAGAAAAAGAGCUAACGGCGCCAGCAGGAGAGCAGCGGGAGAUGCAGCUUGGUGCGUGA
Besnoitia besnoiti is the source of this 2901-nucleotide messenger RNA. Its product is annotated as AP2 domain transcription factor AP2X-4. The transcript is spliced from 3 exons. Bases 1 to 2901 code for a protein of 966 amino acids. Lineage: Eukaryota; Apicomplexa; Conoidasida; Eucoccidiorida; Sarcocystidae. The record is from RefSeq and is a predicted model, not a curated record.